GGGGUGGAACCUGGGACGUCGGCUGCUGUUCAUUAUUGCUGCUUUGUUGGUUAUUUUCUAAAGUAUUUUAAAGAUACUUGCCCGUUUCGUUUACGCUGGCUUCUACCCACAUUCGGAACUAGCUUAGGACACCGUGCCCUUCUUUUAAUUGUUUUUAAUCGAGUGUAGUCUCGCCUUUUUGACGUUUGGUUGACACGGUUGCUGGUGACAGUUGUUGAGGUUAAUGUAAAUACAUCAAAAGACUCUUCGACCUGGUUUUAAUGGCUGAAGAAAUGCCGACUGUUCGAGUUGAGAGCUCGUGGGACGGCGGCGUCCAGAAGUCUCUGCAAGAUGCAGUGGCACUGACUCAUUUGUCUUCUCACAAGAGAAAUGAAGAUGGUUCCUUGACUGAUAUGGUCCAGCCUGACACGUGCAUUCUACUUACCCGGCCUUGUGAAGAGAAUGGCAACCAAGAGACGACUUCCCAGUCCUGUUCCAUUUCCCUGCGUCUGGAUCCAUCUUCUCCGUUUGCCAUUGCCAGCCUUGUUAUCGUCUGUGAAGCAAGAAUGGUUGAGAUUUAUGGUGCCCACAAUGAAUACUUGAUGACAGCAUCAGCAGAGCUCAUUGACGAAGUGGGUGAUAUGGCUGUUUAUUGUGCACAAGUGGACCUGACCCAGCUUACUCAGGAAUGUACACUGAAGUUUGCCAGGUUGAAGAAACCAUCUGAAAUGUGGUUGUAUGGUAUUAAAGUAAUCUGGUCCAGAUACAAUAGUAGCAGUUUAACAAGCCAGACGGUAGGAGUUAAUUUUGAUUCAGUUGAACAGAGGCUGAGACAGUCUCAAACGCAACUUUCAGGACGAGCAGAACGCUGUAAGCAGUUUCUAAAGAUGUAUUCCUCCCUCAACGAAGAAAAGAAGUCUUUGCAGGGCUUUCCUGACCCCAUGUCUCUCCUGUCACUCAUACCAGCUAUGACACGACAGUGUGGUUCUCAAAAAAAUUAUUUUGCUUUACGUGUAGAAAGCCCAAGUGAUGUUCCAAGUACCAGUGCUUUAUCUAGUGAUAAAGAAGCAAAAGAUUCUUCAGGUUCCAUUUGUAGUGGAUGCUCUGAUAAAAUUGAAAGUAUGUUAGAAAAGAAACUCUCCUCUAUGGAGAAUAGGAUUAUGGGAGCUUUAGAUGUGAAACUUGCUGCAAUGCAAGAGCACCAAGACAGGCAGAUCCAGAGUCUUUUCAAUCUCUUGGAAAGAACAGUAUCAGGUGGUGUCAAAUUUAAACCUAAGAUCUACAGUGAGACUGCAGAUCAACAUUUCCCAGACAGAGAGUCAGCAAUGGAGCAUUCUAUUAAGAAGAUUCUAGAUGAGAAAGUUAACUUACUCAACAAAGAGGCCGUUUUUAGAAGAAAUACUUGUGAAGGUAAUACAGAUAACAUCCUAAGGAAUGCCUUCAUGGCUUUGAAGCUAAAUGAAAUGUAUACAGGAGCCUCUCACAGUGAUAUGGACAGUACUAGUGCCACAACAGUUGUUCAAAAAGGCUCUUGAUGUUUGUAUUCUUCGAAAUUGAGGAAAAUAAGCCUGUCACAUGAUCUGCCAAAGAAAUUUUAGCAUAUGUAAAUCUGAGAGGACCCCAAACAUCAGAGGCACAAUACUCUGGCUAACUUAAAUCUCUCCAGGGACCAAUCAGUUUGUGCACUGUUAAACCAUUGGAUGAACUAUGUGAUGUGAUUUACUUGUUGUUCAAACUGCAUAACAUAUAAAUGUCUAUUUUAUGAAGUUGUUUUGCUGUAAUCUAGGUGUCAGAUUAAAUGUCUAUACAAUGGUUAA
Messenger RNA from Thrips palmi, 1796 nucleotides. RefSeq lists its product as uncharacterized. The transcript has 4 exons. The record is from RefSeq and is a predicted model, not a curated record. The coding region runs from base 261 to 1514 and encodes 417 amino acids. NCBI's taxonomy places the organism in Eukaryota, Metazoa, Arthropoda, Insecta, Thysanoptera, Thripidae.